AUUGUGCGAGAUUCUGUGAAGUUGUGGUGUUUCAUGCUAGAAUUUCACUUCAAGGAAAAUCUGUAUUUCUUCAACAAGGUGUUGAAGAAGGAGUACCGCUAUAUGCCACAUCCUGUAGAGGAUGACAAUCAGCCUGAUUCCAAUGGCAUUACACAAUCAAUGCUUGAGUUCUCAUGGGAACACGACGUUGGACCUAAGGCCCAGAAGAUCGACUGGAAGGAUGAUUUGAAUAAUCUCACCAAGCUGCACCCACAGGUGAUGGAUGAUGAUGAUGAUGAUAUGUUAUUCAAGGGAGGCAGUUUCUUUAACUUCUUUGAGAAUGAAGAUGAUCUGUACCAUAUUGGCAUGCUCAUCACAAAUAUUAUAUUCCCAGAGGUGAUCAAUUACUUUCUGAGCCAGGCUGGAAGCCACAACAUGGUGGAAGAUGACGAUCAUGAAGACAACAUUUACCUAGAGGAGUGA
Laetiporus sulphureus 93-53 is the source of this 462-nucleotide messenger RNA. RefSeq lists its product as uncharacterized. NCBI's taxonomy places the organism in Eukaryota, Fungi, Basidiomycota, Agaricomycetes, Polyporales, Laetiporaceae. The transcript has 4 exons. Gene Ontology annotation, cellular component: chromatin; nucleus. The record is from RefSeq and is a predicted model, not a curated record. The annotation marks the transcript as partial. Gene Ontology annotation, biological process: nucleosome assembly. Gene Ontology annotation, molecular function: chromatin binding; histone binding.